This is a messenger RNA of Klebsormidium nitens, 1500 nucleotides long. The record is from the annotation of a GenBank genome assembly. Lineage: Eukaryota; Viridiplantae; Streptophyta; Klebsormidiophyceae; Klebsormidiales; Klebsormidiaceae.
UCUUGUUGCACGCGCAAAAGCGCGCGGCAAAGGUGUAACUAGGAUGGCCAGGAUUCAAAGUUACAAGCGAACCUGGCAAAAAACUCAUCAGCACUUAAUUAUGGCAGGCUGACUCCUGAGCCUUCAAGUCACCUUCAAAAUCAGAGCGGAAGGACAAGCUUCGAGCAGCUUGCAGGACAAUUCAGCAGGCCCAUUUGAUUUUGGUAAGCCGGUGAGCAUGGAUCCGGGGCCGUCAACGUCUGCGUCAGUAGCGCGCCAGACAUGGGAGCUGGAGAAUAAUGUUGAGGAGGUGGAGGCGGAUAAGAUCUUUAGAUAUGAUGAAGCGCAAGCCAGCCAGACACAGGCCCAAAAACCCUGGACAAAAGACCCCCACUUCUUCAAAAAAGUGCGCAUCUCGGCGCUCGCCCUUCUCAAAAUGGCUGUGCACGCGCGAUCGGGUGGGACAAUUGAGAUCAUGGGGAUCAUGCAGGGCAAAACAGACGGAGACACAAUGAUUGUGAUGGAUGCCUUUGCGCUUCCGGUUGAAGGAACGGAGACGAGAGUCAAUGCACAGGCUGACGCUUACGAGUACAUGGUGGAGUAUGCCCAAGCAAACAAGCAGGUCGGAAGAUUGGAGAAUGUCGUCGGCUGGUACCACUCCCAUCCAGGUUAUGGCUGCUGGCUGUCCGGGAUUGAUGUCUCCACGCAGAUGCUCAAUCAGCAGUAUCAGGAACCGUUUCUGGCCGUGGUCAUUGACCCAACACGGACAGUGUCAGCGGGGAAAGUAGAGAUUGGAGCAUUCCGAACAUAUCCCCAGGGUUACAAGCCCCCAGAUGAACCUGCUUCAGAGUACCAGACAAUCCCUUUGAACAAGAUCGAAGAUUUUGGCGUGCAUUGCAAGCAGUAUUACCCUCUUGACAUCACCUACUUCAAGUCCUCUCUCGACUCCCACCUCCUCGACCUGCUUUGGAACAAGUACUGGGUCAACACGCUGUCCUCCUCUCCUCUUCUGGGAAAUCGGGACUACGUCGCCGGACAGAUUUCCGACCUAGCUGAGAAAUUGGAGCAUGCAGAGACUCAGCUAGCACAUUCAAACCGAUUAGGAGGCGGCUUCCUCAUGAUGACGGCGAAGAAGAAGGAGGAGGAGUCUCAAUUGUCAAAAGUGGCAAAGGACAGCUCGAAGAUCACGGUGGAGCAAGUGCACGGCCUCAUGUCUCAGGUGAUCAAGGAUGUACUUUUCAACAAGAAGGCAGUUGCGAACAGCGCAAGCAGUGCGAACGGCCCUGCACCAAUGACAGAAUAGCAGCGAAGUGGGAGUACAUCGAGCUGACGAGUCCGAACUUGAUUCUUCAGAAGCGAAAUGAGAUGGAUCAAGAUACCACCGCAAUUCUCUGUUCUCGCUGCAUGCUGCCAUGUCAAUUGAAGUUUCAAGGAGCUCUGUGGGACGGUGACCCCAAUUGUUAACAACAUUCAAGUAUGUGCACGGCAUGAUUGAAGGAUUGCAGUAUGACGAUACACAUG